AUGAAAGAUCAACGAUUCAAUGAAUCGUUUAUCCGGCGGGCAGUAAUCUGCUUACUGGCUAUAUUCUUAAUAUCUGCCAUUCAAAUAUUUCAAUUAAGUUCUGAUGAACAGUUUCAUCAAAAACUUUUACUUUCACAUCAACGUAAAAUUGUCACUAAUUUUCAACGACGAAAAUUACUCGGAUUCUUAGACUGUUCCUUCAAUAAAACUAAAGAUGAAACGACAAAGUCAAAUGACGCAGGUCAAUUCCCACCAGAUCAAUUCACACUUGAGCAACGACGUCAUGGAGCAAUAAUUUUGCAUAUUUUUGGACUAAUUUACAUGUUUGUUGCAUUAGCUAUUGUUUGUGAUGAAUUCUUUGUUCCAUCAUUGGGUGUUAUCACUGAUAAGCUGGCAAUCAGUGACGAUGUUGCAGGAGCAACAUUUAUGGCUGCUGGUGGUUCUGCACCAGAAUUUUUUACUUCGGUAAUUGGUGUGUUUAUUGCCCAAAAUAACGUUGGCAUAGGUACAAUCGUUGGAAGCGCUACUUUUAAUAUACUUUGUGUGCUUUCUUGUUGCGCACUCUUCUCCCACGGCGUACUUCAUCUGACCUGGUGGCCUUUAUUCAGAGAUGUUGCAUUUUAUGUGAUUGCGUUAUUUAUGUUGGUGAUUUUUUUUCUGGAUGAACAGAUUUUGUGGUUUGAAGCAUUUAGUUUAUUUGUUGUUUACAUUUUUUAUUGUGCAUUCAUGAAAUAUAAUGAAGCCAUCGAGAAUUUUGUCAAAUAUAAAUGUUUGGGUAAAAAAUCAGAGAAUGAAGAAGAAUGCAUGGAUGGAUUAUCAAUUGAAAAAGUAAGCUAG
Thelazia callipaeda (thelaziosis nematode) is the source of this 837-nucleotide messenger RNA. NCBI's taxonomy places the organism in Eukaryota, Metazoa, Nematoda, Chromadorea, Rhabditida, Thelaziidae. The record is from the annotation of a GenBank genome assembly.